AUAACGCGGGAAAUUCUUCGACGCCUAUAUGUAAACAAUGCAGCAGAUGAACAUUUCUUUGAAUAAAAAUGAAGUGGAAUGUUUAGCCUAAGUAGUAUUAUUUAAACUUUCUUGAAGGAAAUCUUGUUCGAUAUCCAAAUGGAGAAUUUCCAAAAGAUAGAAAAGAUAGGCGAGGGCACGUAUGGAGUUGUUUACAAAGCACAAGACAAAAUAAACGGACAGAUGGUUGCCUUGAAGAAAAUUCGGCUGGAUGCUGAUUCUGAAGGAGUGCCCAGCACAGCCAUUCGCGAAAUCUCUUUGUUAAAAGAAUUGGAUCAUAUUAAUAUAGUAAGGCUGCUAGAUGUAGUGCACAGUGAGAAGAAGCUGUACUUGGUGUUUGAGUUUCUACAUCAAGACCUCAAGAAGUACAUGGACAGCUGUCCUCCCACUGGUCUUGGGGACCCACUUAUCAGGAGUUACAUGUACCAGCUGCUGUUGGGGAUUGCCUACUGUCACGCUCACAGAGUUCUGCACAGGGACAUCAAGCCUCAGAACCUUCUCAUAGACGUGCAGGGAAACAUCAAACUGGCUGACUUUGGCCUAGCAAGAGCCUUUGGGGUGCCUGUGAGAACUUACACACAUGAGGUUGUUACAUUAUGGUACAGAGCACCAGAGAUUUUACUUGGUAGCAGGUUUUACUCUACACCUGUGGACGUAUGGAGUCUUGGCUGCAUAUUUGCUGAAAUGAUAACCAGAAAGCCACUGUUCCCUGGGGACUCAGAAAUAGACCAGUUGUUCAGGAUUUUCAGAACCUUAGGAACUCCUGAUGAGACGGUGUGGCCCAACGUGACCCAGCUGCCAGAUUUCAAGUCCUCUUUUCCAAAGUGGCCUCAUCAACCAAUCAGCAAUGUGCUGCCUCACCUGGCUCCAGAUGGACUGGACCUGCUAACGAAAAUGAUGAAGUAUGAACCAAGCCAAAGAAUCUCUGCAAAGGCAGCUCUUGCACAUCCAUAUUUCUCUUGCAACGUAAGGGAUAGACCAGCACCUUACAUCAAGUCUAACAGAGCCUAGACUGCAGGAUGUCCUUGCACUAGACUGCAUAGAUGGUGUAUCCUGAUGGAAAUGAGCCGAAGACUUAGUUCUCCAAAAAUGUGAAUUAGGUCUUUGGUUAAACUGCUUUUAAUAUAGCGAACACAUGUGUGCAUAGUACAUGAAUAUAGGCUGUGCUCUGUGAAAAAGAGGUUUAAUGCAUGUGCAUAAAGUGUCCACCCAGAUUAGCCUGUGCAGUCUGCACAGGCUAAUCAGUAAUGAAACUUUCUGCUACAACUGGAUUUUAAGCUCAGCUGUUUUCUGAGAAAACCCGAGGUAUUGUCAUUGCCAGCUUGUCGGCCGUGCUUAAACCUUAACAUUGGCUGUAAAAUCUAAGUGCUUCCACCUACAAAUUUGAAACUUCAUAUGUAGCUGCACCUUGAGGAGUUCUACACGCCACACCCAUUUUUAGGGUCACUAUGUCAAAGGUCAAGGUCACUGUGACCUCUAAUAUAAAACUUCUGACAAGCACUUUUAGGGUCACUUUGUCAAAGGUCAAGGUCACUGUGACCUCUAAUAUAAAACUUCUGACAAGCUGUCAUUUAUUUAAAAUUGCACCCGCAGCCGAGCAUUGGCACCCGCUAUGGGGUGCUCUUGUUGCAAAGAAGGGACUUUCUGUAAGCGAAAAAUUCCAUGAAAGAAAAGUGUCGUAACACUUUACAUCCAUGCAUUAAACCCCCUUUUCACAGAGCAUGGCCCAUAUAUAAUAAAGGGACUUAGGAUUAGGUCAGUAUUGCAUUGUUGGUGGUGCUGAUCAAUUGUGCAUAUUGCUUAAAGCUUUUCUGUUUAUCUAUUGUUUAUUACUGUAGGAACUUGGAAGACAUGAACCAGAUUGUUUUUACUUCUUUAGAAAAGGUAUCUUAUGCUUAAUCCAGCCCCUUUCCUCUAAGAACAUUUCUUUAAAAUUAUGUCUUUUCCCAAAUUUCAAGGUAACAUUGAAAAAUUUCUUCCCUCUAGGUAGGGUCAAAGUCACUGUUAAUAAACAUAAACUGGAUUCGAUUGAAUUCUUUAUAACAAAUGGUAAACUUCAUAUGUGAAUACCUUGUAUCCUGACCUUUGAAUUGCAUAUUGUCAUAGAAAGAAAAUAUAAAAAAAGACAAUAAUUCAUGAGAAAAGUUAGUUAUUGUAACAAAAUUAAGUAUGUCAAUAACUUGUAUUGAGGCCUCAAUAGGGUUGCAAGUUGCAUGCAUAAGAUCCAGAGCGCUGUUACAAAAUAUAUUGAUUAUGCUUCAUUAAUAAAAAAGCAGAUUGACCUAUUGUCAUGCGAAAUCACACAUACCCCGUUGAUGUGUCAUAUCAAAACUUGAUUGUAUAUUGCUUUUGGGCUCAAGGUGGUUGUUUCUCUUUCUAAAUAUGGUUGAAUAGUUUUGAGUAAAAAGCUGUUAACAAAACUGAGCUAUUGUAUUAAAACUAUUAACUGAGCUAUUGUAUUAAAACUUUUUACUAAGCUAUUGUAUUAAAACUUACUGAGCCAUUGUAUUAAAACUAUUUACUAAGCUAUUGUAUUAAAACUACUUACUGAGCCAUUGUAUUAAAACUAUUUACUAAGCUAUUGUAUUUAAAUAUUAAAACUAUUUACUAAGCUAUUGUAUUAUAACUACUUACUGAGCCAUUGUAUUUAAACUACUUACUGAGCUAUUGUAUUAAAACUAUUUACUAAGCUAUUGUUUUAUAACUACUUACUGAGCAAUUGUGUUAAAACCAGGAAUCAUAUUUUCCAGCAACAUCAAUCGGUCUGUGCGUAGGUUAGCUACUGACAAUAACGAACCAAAUAAUGAAGAAAUAAUUCGUGUACAUUAUAGUUUGUUGUCAAAUAACCCACAGCUGAUAGUUUAGAUGCGUAGGGAUUUAAUCGCGAGAGCGAAACAUUUGAAACCACGCAUCAAAUUUUCCGGUUGUGAGUUAUUCAACAACAAAGUAUAAGGUACACGAAUUAUUAUCGAUUCUUACAAGGUUUUACUAAAGAUUAAUACAAUGCAUAAUUUUUUCUUGUGAACUAUUUUAUGUGAAGUUCCGCCCAUAAAAAUAACUUUCGGCUGUUCUGUCGAUCAGAUCCGCGACUUUCAUUCAUAAUUAUAUUACCGGAUUAUUACGCUGGCGGAAAAUGUAUUGGCAUGUUUUGUUUAGUUACAGCGCUAGCUUUCAGACGCGUCUUUUCCGAUGAGUCUUAAAUCCGCUGUUCACAAGUUUUUGAUUCUUGUCUCACGUGCAAUAAACCGGUCCUGACCGGUUUAGAGACUGCAGCCAAUGGUUUAUCGCAUAUAAUUGAGAUAAGAAUGUCAUUAGGGUAUGUUAGCAUGUACACGGUGUAAUCGAUUUCAUGACAUGGGAAUUUUAGCAAACAGAAUCGGACCGACUGUUUGGGAUUUUCAAUCGGUCUUUCAUGACCCCAAUCGGUCUAGGACCGACAAAACCGAAAAAAAUAUGAUCCCUGGUUAAAACUACUAAUGUAAGUGCCUUAUAUCCAGAUCUAGCAUGACAUUUCAUAUGGGUUUUGUAGGCUUAAUGUCAAGGUAGCUGAUAGAAGAUACAUUUAUGAUGUUUACAUGUUAAGUUGCAUUUUUAGGUCAUAACCUUGCAGCAAAUAAUAUGUUGAUGUAAGUUUUUCUCUUCAAUGUUGUUUUUUGUUGUUCUAGGGUAGCAUUUUAUAUUUAUUGAUCUUUUAUCUUAGUAUGCCUUUUAAUUGUGUGCCCUUAUUUACAACAAAAGUAAAUUGUGUCAUGAUCUGUUCAAAAUUGGAUAAUUAAUGUGUUCAAAGAUGUGUUCAUAUAUAUUUUUUAACAAUUGUACAUUUUACUUCACUUUGUUUUACAGUAUUAUGAAGUAUUACAUUUAUUAAUGUAUGUUUGCAAAUGAAUACAAUAUUAUACUGUGAAUUAUCUAAUGUUGUGUCAUGCUUUGCAACCAUUUUGCCUUCAUGAAAAGUGUUGUCAAUUAUUAAAUAUAACUAAGUACUGUCCUAUUAACAUGAACAUUCAAUUUUUGGAAUGUUCUCUGUUCUUUUAGAUUGUUGCUUUUUGUACCCUACUGGUUUCACCGGAGGGGACUUAUGGUUUGCGCUUUGUGCGUCUGUGAGUCUGUCUGUGAGUCUGUCUGUCUGUCACACUUUUCUGGAUCUUGCAAUAACUUUAAAAGUUCUUAAUAUUUUUUCAUGAAACUUGUUAAAUGGAUAGAUGGCAAUAUGGACAUUAUGCAGGUCAUUUCAUUUUGUUCCUACGUCAAAAUUUGUGGUGCUAUGGCAACCAAAAAAAAUAAUUCUGAAAAUGGUGGAACCAUAUUGCUUGACAAUACCCUUGUUUGUAAAUGGCUCUGUAAAAAUGUACUUAUAAUGCAACAUAACUUGUACCUGUUUUGGUCAAAUUAAAAUCAUGGAAGAAAUUAAAAUCAUUAGAUUAAGGACUCAAGAAACUUUAAAAGUGAUAUAUGUUGACUAUGGAAAUCAAAGUACCUGGUAUGCUUAAAAAAGUUGAGGUUUAUGCUUAUGUUUAUAUCCAUUAAAUUAAGUUAUUGUAAAGCUUGAAUAAAAUUAUCCUAUG
Messenger RNA from Dreissena polymorpha, 4604 nucleotides. RefSeq names its product cyclin-dependent kinase 2-like. Gene Ontology annotation, cellular component: nucleus; cytoplasm; cyclin-dependent protein kinase holoenzyme complex. Gene Ontology annotation, molecular function: cyclin binding; cyclin-dependent protein serine/threonine kinase activity; ATP binding. Lineage: Eukaryota; Metazoa; Mollusca; Bivalvia; Myida; Dreissenidae. Gene Ontology annotation, biological process: regulation of gene expression; G1/S transition of mitotic cell cycle; protein phosphorylation. The transcript is spliced from 8 exons. The record is from RefSeq and is a predicted model, not a curated record. The coding region runs from base 139 to 1050 and encodes 303 amino acids.